CCCCAGUGUCAGCAUCAUUAAAAUUGUCACGUUUUUGAAUGAUCUCUAAUCAACUGCAUAAAUUAAAAGAAGGCGUUCACUCUUGUUUACGCUGUUUAAGCGACGCUUACGGUAUCCUAGCUCCUAUGAUCAUCCAGCUCUGGAAGCUUAAAAUCUUCGCCUCUUCUUCGCCCGGAAAAUCGCUCUAGGUCAAGAGAAAUUGGACUUUUCUUUGGGUAAGAGUUACCUGAAAUGUUGUACAUCGAAUUAUUUUAUGUUUAGAUGUAAUAUAACAAAACUUUUGACUGCGUUCGCCUCGUUAUUAAACGUCGCUAAAUGUAUCAACCAACUUUGCGUUGGUUGUUAACGUUUUAAAUUCAGGCACAGUUUCCACCGUUUUAAUGAUUUCUGUAGGUUGUGAACUGAUUAGCCUUCAGCGAAAUCAGUGCAGUGUUCCAGCAGUCGGCGGUUAAAGCCAAAGAAGAGAAAAAAGCAAAAACAAACAUAAAAACUGCUGCGGCCAUUGUCACUCAUAACUAGGAUAACUGAGCUAUUGAAAGCACUCCAAGAAGUCAGUCAAAAUUUUACAGGUGCGCAAAACACCAAAAUUUUAAGACAUUCUUCCAACAAAGCACUUUCCUUAAAGCGGGAUUGUUUAUUGAUUCUAUGGAACACAGCAACUGAAACACAUGUUGAGCGAAAAAUUUAAACCGUUUUUUCAAUUCUGCAUAUGCAAAAUAGUAGCAAAUUGUUCGCGCAUACUAAUCAUUACUGUUCUGAGACCCAAACAACAUUUGCUCAUUUUGUUGUCGUGAAACGCGCAAAAAAUAGAUGUGAUUUGUUAUCUUUCAAAAGUACAUCCACAGUUGUGUCGAUUGUGGGACUGCUAUGAUUGAUAUUAAUAUAGUCCACCAAGAGUCAGUCAAACAAAAGAACUCCCAAAGCGGAAAUCAAUUGUUCGCAGGGAACGAAUUUUAGAAGACUUUAAUCGAAACUAAGGCUUUCGUACUACAUUAUAUAUCGAUAGAGCUUUGAAGAACGUUUAACAGAGCAGGACUAAUACAAAAUAUUUAGGAAAAUCUCGGUCACGUUUCUUUUUGACAAAGUGAUUUCCAUAAGCACAGCAUCUCUAGUUCGAAAUUUUAGUCAGUCAAAUUUCAAUCAUCACAUUUUCUCUUCUUAAACAAGAUUCAACUUCUACUGAAAAACUUAUUCGAGGCAAACGGCAGAAACUGAGCAAAAGAAAUCUAUACGAAAUUAAGAUAGAGUGCGUGACUUGGAUGAAAUAAAGCAUAAAAGUUUCGAUGAAACAGUAAAAAUUAAUUAUACUUGAUUUGAAAUUAAUGGUUGCCUCAUAUUGCUCUACCGUAUGAAAUGAUAAUGCUUCUGUUUUAAAGGUGGAGCAAAGGAUUUUAAAAGCAAUAAAGAUUACAGGCCUUAAAUUAAUAGUACAAUACAAAUUACUGCGAAAGAUAAAAAACAAAUGCAGGUUUCUCGCAGAUUCAUUUGAAUUGGUAAUUUCGUUACUCGAUGAGAAUUCAUGGCUGAGAAGUGUCAAAGGGUUUCUUAGCUGAAAUAAAAUAGAACUCUUUUAAGAGGCAGGCAAACCUGGCCUGCCAUUUAGAAAAAUUUUAUUUUUGGAUUCGUUAAAGUGACUUUAUUUCUGUUGGACUAUGUAUCAAAAUUACAUCUAUAUAGAAAGCCUAAUUCACUUACUAGGAAUUCAAUGAAUAAAGGGGUUAGUUUCUAAAGAAACUGUGGUGCUGCCCGGUAGGGGAGUGUUACAACUCAGUUGAUAAAACCAAAUUAUUUAGAUAUCAAUGUAUGUCCAUCAAGCAGGAUAAAAUGGCACAGGAGAUUAUCAGUUUUAAAUCUCUUGCAUGGUAUUAAUAUUGCUCUUUAACACCACUUGACGUUCUAUUUUAACUCACACAUCACGCGAGAUAUUGUCACUUAAUAAUUGGCUCAAAAAAAAUCAGUUUAAUUACAGGCAAGGCCUAUCUAUGAUCUUAGCUACAAACCUUCUUCAUUCAACGAGUGAAUGCUCAUUAAGUCACUUCGCGAACAUUUACUCGAAACGAUUUCGAUAGCGAACUUGCUUGUAAACGAGAUCAUUGGUCAUCAAAUAUAACAAUAAAUGAACAACCAGAAAAAGUUUGAGAAACCAGAAACAAAGAUGCUGUCAAGUUUUGAAUGGAUGGAAAAAAAUUAAUGAUUAAUAAUUAAUUUUUUUUUGUUUAUUAAAAGCUGACGGCUUUCUGUUAUAAGGGGGCAAGGGGAUCAGGGGUUAUUACAACAUUCAAGUUUAUUAACUAAAUGCGAUCCCCGCUGGGCAGAGCAGAAAAUUAUUGUAAAAUACCGAAAUUGGUAUUUAUUUAAAUCUCGCUUCUUGUGUUGAGUGUCUACCUGCCGUUGACCAUAAUACUAUUGCGGAAGACGUUUCUAAGUGUCUAAAGAUCUGGCGAUGUUAACUGUCAGUCCCUUUGUCAGCUUUAAACCAACAGCGAUGGGGCAAAUAAGAAUGCUUUGAGUGAUAUUUAAGGUGAACGAUAAGCUGACCAAGUGCUCGUUAAUUUCCAGUGCUUCCAAAUGGGAGCAAUCAAUAAAUAUUUCAAUCAAUCAGUCAAUCGAUCGAUCAAUCAAUCAUUUUAUUAGUGUCAUGAGGUGGGAUGAGGUUGUUCUUCAUUUGAGCCAAGGGCACAUUUAUACAACGCAUGACAAGUCAUUAGUUAAAUCUGCCAGAAAGAAGAGGAGCUGCUAUUAGGGUGGGGCUGCUAUUAGGGUGUUUAUGGAAAAGAAAGUCCAACAGAAAACACCUCUUAUCUUUCAAUUUUACAUUUUCAGAAGCAUAGAUAAACGAUGGCAGAUCCUGAGAACCCAGAUACCACAGCUAAAUCUGACGAGGCCCCCGCGGAGAGAUCCGGCAGCGGAGGAGCUGGAUCUGGGGAUAUCGGGCUAACUAUGUCGUAUAUCAUGUCGAUUCCCGGAAUACUGAAGAUCGUUGAAUUUGUAAGUGUUUCUGUCAAGUGUGUUUAGAGAAUGAAUGUGGAGAAUUUGUUGCCUUUUUAGUUGGUGACCAUUUCCUUUAUUCUCGUGACCUUAAUGUGUGAUUCAGGGGCGAGAAUGUAAGGAGAAAUUAGAUACCAGUCACUGUUGGGGGUCAAAGGGUUUAGCGCAACCGUUGCGAAAUUCUGGUAUAUCAGUAGCAAUGCCCUAAUCACUUUGAGCUAGGGACACUGGGAAAUCUUUUGAUCAGAUCAGCCAUUGCUGUUCAAAGGGAGGAUGACCCUAUUCAGCCAAUAAAUCACCAUCUGAUGGAUAAGUGUUGAUAAAAAGGACUGCGCUGGAUAGAGAUCUAACCAGUGGAUAGCGUUAUCCACCCUUAAAACAACUGGGGUAUUCCCUAUACACCAUUAUAUUCCUCCUUAGUUUGUUGGGUGUUACGACUCUUAAGCUUGAUGAAAUCUAUGCCUACAUAUUUCAAUAAGCUAAGUUUUACUUUUACUUAAAUCUGUAUAGUUCACGCUGUUGUUGGCAUUCGCCAUAGCUGCUGAUGUGUAUUACGGACGCUCGGGAAGGAUGGAUUUCUUCCUCUUUGUUACUGUGACGUCAUGGCUUCUUGUGAUCGCCGUAUUUCUCUUGUUUGCAUUCAAUAUCAUAGCAAAAAUCAACCUCAGUAUUGACUGGAAUAUCCCGGUGAGUUGAAAAGUCACAAAUACAAAGCUCAGUGACAAGGUAUAACUAUUUGUUCCAAGAAAAUAAAUAAGCGAAAAAAAAAUUCGAUGAAUAAUUUGAAGACGUAGGAACAAACACACUUGUAGAAUCAAUACGACCACUACAUCCAGGAACCUAGUGACUUAUCUUUCUUAUUUAAUACGAGUGGUCAAUAUCUCACUCGUUUUCAUGAAGUACUGUUCUCGCCACUCGAUACCUAACAUGCAUUUGUUUUUUUCUCAGAGGUCACGGUAACGAAUCCUGCAAGCUGAUAGGUCCUUAGCGCGGUCCGUAUUUUCCUAUUUCUCCACCGUGUGAUAUCUUCUAUAUAUGUCGCGUACAAAUAUCUAUUAAUUUUUUUGAAACAGAAGUCUGUCUUUUCCCCUUCAGGCUCUCAAGCAGUUUUCUGCACAUUCAGUGACUUAACUGCUCAGGUUUUCGAGACUGAUUUAGUCAUAGAAGCCGACAACGGAUUUCUUUUUAGAAGAACCUUAAAAUCGGGAUCAUCAGAUCUUACACUUAAAUGCUAAUCCUGGAACUACAUCUUUGACUGAAUCAGUCAAUAUACGGCGAAACGGAGUUGAAUAAUUGAUCCAAUGAAUAUUAACAAAGUCAAACGCGGUCAAGAAAAAACGACCUUCGCUUGGGCGCCAACGUUUUCUCCGUCGUUGUUCACACAAAGUAUGAAUAAAUCUUAACGUUUGCCAAAAUUUUGGAUGGAAUAUAGAGUGCUCUAAAAGAAUAUCAACAUGAAUAGAGAACUCAUGUAGUCAGUGUUUCAAAUUGGUUUUUGGUAUCUACAAACUGUUUAUGUUAAUAAUCGUUGAGAUGCUGGCUGCAAGUAAGACAGCGGUCAAGAGUCUGUGCAUAUGCAAACAUUUUUGAGGCUAAGUGGCGUGUUUCUGGGUGUCAAAACUAGGUCGGUUGCGUUAGAAACAAAUGAAUAGAGAGGGUAAGUUUCUAAAGAAACUGUGGUGCUGCGUCGGUGGGAGAGUAUAACAGGGUAAUUUAGUGUUAUCAACUGAGUUGAAAACGUAAAUUAGCCGCCGUAAGGGAGUUUCAGUAAAGGCUGACUGAACGUUAGCCCUUCGUCAGGAUGAUGACGAAGGACGAACGCCCGAAACGUCAGCUUUUAAACUCUUUACGGUGGCUAAUUUACGUUUUCAACGCAGUUGAUCACACUAAAUUACCCUGUGUUAGGACCAAGCGAACUAGCUAGUAGGUAACAGUGUUUAAAAACCGUAUCACUUUUUCAGUACCGCUCAAAGCAAAAUGGUAACUCAGAAGGAAACGUGCAAUCAUACAGACUUUGUAUAUGAGAAGUCUCAAGUUUUCUUUUUCCAACUUUUGUUUCCUUUUGAAGAUUUUCUUAAACGUUUCGCAUAUGUUGCAGGACAGCUGUUGUUUCUUUUGUUCUCCUUUGAAAUUUUGCGCGGGAAAUGGGCGCGCUGCGCACGGCUGGUAAACAUUGAUUCCCUUGUGCAUGCUUGAUGUUUGACCGCUGUGUUGCUGCAUGUAUUCCAAUCCCAUUAGGUGUACAGGAUAUCAUAAAAUAAUAGUAACGGUGAAUUAUCGAGCGACGAAACUUCAAGUCGAACAAAAAACAAAUCAGAUGCCAUAACUUCGUGAUGUUUUCAUUCCAGGUUUUUGUAUUUGCUGUUGUAGCAGCAAUUCUUCUUCUGUUGAGUUCUGCCUUGAUAGCUGAUGUGGUAGCAGGUUAUCGUGGUUCGUUGGUUGACAGAGUACGCGCUGCUGCAGUAAGUUUAAGUUUACUUCACAAUUAAUCUCGUACCCAGAUCCUACUGUAUGAUUGUGACUGAAAUACAAGCAUUUGGCUCUAAAAGGUCUGGGUAAGAGACUACAUUAUGCUCUACAUUAUGACGAAGAUGUCAAACAUAAAUAAAUAGGAUGACGAAGAUGGCGUUUGGCAUGAAUUGAACCCUCUUCCAAAUUGAUGAGAGGAUCCGGAAAUCAAAACUUAUCAUGGAGAGUAAAACUUCCACAUACAAAAUUAUCAUGUUUCAUACAGAACUCGGAGUAUAGCCGAUACCUCCUUGCUAGACCAACUUAUUAUAUUCUUCAUAUGAAAAUACUUGAUAUUCUCUUAAUUUUUCAUCAAUCAUCAAAUUCCACUCCCUUGUUGAAAAAGGCAAGCGACUGAAUGAAAUUUUGUAAGAUUUCCAGAAGGAGGGUGCAUAUUUGGGGCGGGUGGAAAAAAUUUCAAAAGCAUUUAGAAUUUAUUAGGAUAAUUUCUUUAUCAUGUUUACGGGGAUUUUAAAGAAACGGCCUGAUUUCAUACCAGAUCUCACUGUUGAAAGAAAAACGAAUAUCUUUUGACCAAUUGCUUACCAAAAAAAGGGCCACGGCAACUUACAUGUUUGCAUUGUCUUUCUUCGCAGGCUUUUGGAUUCAUCUCCAUGUUCGUCUUCAUCGCAGAUGCUGUUGUUUUUUUCCUGAAGAGAACUGGAAGGAUGUAAACCAACGCCCACAUUUUGAUGAACUGUCUAGUCCUUCGAGUUUGUUUAACCUUUUUUAAUAGCUAUUUCGGUCACCGUUAAUUUGAAUUUAAUCGUUGUAUCUGUAUACCUUUCCUCUAUAACGAAUGAAAAAAAUCUAGAAAUAGACAGGGAGAAUGCGUAUAUUUAACCCUUUAACUCCUAGAAGUGAUUAGGAUGUAACUUCUCCCUACAAUAUCCAUAGAUUAUCCAGUAGACAGGUAAUGAAGAUACCCAAACUUAUCAGGUAGUGUGAGUUGUUUUUAUCUUAAGCCAAAUUCUCGCAAAUAAUUUACGAGGAAAUAUGUAGCAGCCAGAGGGGAGAAUUAGCAAUCAGAUCUUGGGAAAGGGUGACGUUUGAGAGAACGAGUUAUAGCGUAAGCAACUCGCUAUCAUGCACUGAGCCGCCAUGUUUGAUCUGGGCCUCGAGAGCCUGCUGUCUCUUCCACCCUCAGCGGCAUCAGAAUCCUAAGAAAUGCUGCCUUUGCUGCGAUGCUAGAUCUAAAAUUAUACGCCUGCACUACAGGCAAAAAGUAUAUUUAGCUAUGGUCAUUCCAAUAAUUUCUUAGGUAGCGAUACAAUCUGAGCGUAUAUUCUAUUUUUAACCAAUCACUAACGAGUAUAUUCCAUAUGAUUAUGCUCUUAUUAUGAAAUGGGCAUUGAACAACGGCAACACUGACUUUGGCAGCUUUUUACUAAUUUUUAUAGCAGUCAAUUGGCAUAGCAGUCUAGAAUUUAUAGAUAUCGUGCUUUAAGCUAAAAUUCACCUCAAUCAAACAACCAACCCACCUGGCAAAAUUGAGUAAAUGUAAGUAGUCGUAAUCAAACCCAUGUGGAAAGAAAGAAAAAAAAAUAGAUUUUUUUCAUCGUUUAGCCCGUUAAUUAGGCCUAAAAACCUCAAGGGAACUUGACAUGUACUACAAUAGUUCCAUAAUUAUAUACUUUAGUAUCUCUGGUAUAACUAAUGGCAGUUUAAUGCUAAAAUCUCUCUGACGCCUCGUAAUUAUGACUCAGGAGUGGAGCUCAUUGCGUUCUCGAUUAAACCUUGUGUGAACCACGGCUUACUAGUUUAAUAGUGAUUUCCCUUCGCUGCUAACUGAAUCUUUUUUUAAUUUUAUCAUUCCAUACUGCUAAUUGAUUCUAGAUUUGCAAAACCCAUUUCAGAAUGCAAACUUAUCGUAUUUGUGCAAAGUUGACAUAAACCUUGGAUUUCUCCAAAGCAAGAGAGGUAGCUAAAAAGCUGUACGGUAAUUGACUUGAAAUUGCACCAUAACAAACGCAGAUAAAAUUGUCAACAUACGCGGAAGAGGCCAACAUGAGAGAUAACUCGCAUCGUCUUUUAAAAAGCUUUUCAUUUUAGCAUUAUUAUCAGGGUAGUAAACACAAUAGCUUUACAAUCUUUCUGUGUUUACAUGUCAUUCUCUUUUGGUUUGGUUUAAACUUUUGGUCGUUUGGAGUCCUACAGCAGUGCAACUUUGAUAAUUCAAAGCACCACCUUAACGGAAAAUUACACUGACAUACAGUUUACCAGAGAGGUCGAAGAAAAUGGUAAACUACCUUUUCUAGACUGCCUGGUAAGCCGUGACGACAACUCACUACGGACAACAGUUUACAGGAAACCGACACAUACCGACAGAUUACUGCACUAGUCAUCCUACAACCCGACAUCACACAGCCACAACUAUCAGGAUUUGAUUGGAGCUUGGUAAAAGAAUAUAAACAUAAUCUCUUGAGCUUUUUCAAUAAGGGAGAAUGUUCCAUUAACUCUGCUUUAUUUGUGCACUGAGCGGUUUGAGCUUAGGAAAAUCAGUUGGUCCAGUAAUCUUAGAUGGCCAGCCUACAAGGCCGUGUUUUGUUGAUUGGAAGUGUUCCCUGUAAGCUAACGACUUUGACGGUCGAUGUGCGUUUCAACCAUUGAAACAGAAAUAGGACAAACUACCGCAUUAAGGAAACACCUUGACUGAGGAAAAACCAAGCCAUUCUGGAAAGCAACUAGGGAUUGAGUCAUCGUAAUAGAAUGGAUUUGACUUGAAACUUUCCAAAUCAAAAGUUUGACAGCUAUCAAUACGUGUGCUCGUAAAUUUAUGCACAUUGCUCUCAGAGACUUGUGAAGUGAUGUAAGCCCAGAAAAAAAUUUACCUCUGCUUCUUUUGCCCAAAUUUCACUCAAACUCGUGCUAUCACGAUCCUGGUGCGUCGACAAACUAACAGUGAUCCAGUUACCAUGACAACCCGACUUGGAAGAUCUAUUAGCCUUAACACCGAAAAGUUUUAGAAUUGAGAUCGUUCUCUGUUUAAGUUGAAAUAUAUGUGAAAAUAACAACAUGUCGUUAUAAGUUUGAGAAAUUUCAUCGUAUUGCAUUAAAUUUUUUAUUCUCUCCUCUAAGUGCUCACAAGCAAACUAGUAAUGUUAGUCAUGUUAGCAGGUCCUGAAUUAUCUUUGAACAAUAACAAACUAAGAUAAUGUGGCUUAGCUUAAGAUUUAAAGUGGCUGGUAGUAGAAGUAAUACAUUCUGUGGCAACCAAAGUGGAUUCACUUCACGAUUGACUGAGUUCGCUUUGGUUGCAGUGGUCGGUUGCAGAUUAUGAAUUAACAUCCCAGUGGAGCUUACAUUUGCAAACAUAAUCGUUAGGAAGUAAAUUUAUUAAAACGAUAAGAAAUUUCCAUUUUUGUUUAUUUCAGCGCCCAUCGACUGAAGGCACAUUUUCUCG
Molecule: messenger RNA, 8899 nt
Organism: Pocillopora meandrina
Lineage: Eukaryota; Metazoa; Cnidaria; Anthozoa; Scleractinia; Pocilloporidae
Source: the annotation of a GenBank genome assembly